Molecule: messenger RNA, 128 nt
Organism: Cetraspora pellucida
Lineage: Eukaryota; Fungi; Glomeromycota; Glomeromycetes; Diversisporales; Gigasporaceae
Source: the annotation of a GenBank genome assembly
GUUUAGAACCUAUAGAGGAAGAUGAAGUUGAUGAAACAUAUGAGCUAGUAAAUAAAAAUGAACACUAUAUAAAUAUAUCAACAGAACAAGAUGAAGAAUUAAAUGAUAAAGCUGAUAAAGAACAGUAG